AUGCAAAGACUGACUAAUCAAUUUUCCAACUUAGAGAAUAUUGGCAAUCUAGAUAUACAACUUCUGAGCCAUUCCAUUUCAUCCAAACAAGCAAAGUCUAAAAAGGCUACUUUAUCGAAAUACCAGGAGAAUGUCAGUGAAGCCGAGGAAUUAGAAGGAUUCGAGUUUUAUGAUGAUUUGUCGUUCUCAAAGUUCUCAAAUAGCAAUGCACUUUCCAAAUCACUACCGAUCUUAGUGCGUGAGAGUCAGGGAGAUGAAUCACCAUUUAUGAGAAAGUUACAGGAGAAAUCAGCUUCCAGCUCCAAAUUUGUCGACUAUGCUAAUGAUUUACGACAUUCAUCAGGUCUGGCUCACCAUAGUCCUACGUUUGAUGCUAAUUCUCGGGAAAGUAGAUUUCAUGAAUCACAUCGACUUGAAGAAAUACCCGAAGGGACGCUAAACCAUUUCAAUGGCCAAAAUAGGAGCCCUGCAAAAUCAUUUGGGGAUAUUAAAUCGACACCAAGACAUAAAAGAACAACGUCGGUAAAAAUUUCGUUGACACCAGCACAAAAAACACAACCUAAAAGCAAUGUGCACACACUGACUGCCCUCAACAACUUUGAAUUUGGCACUUUAAUAGGCAAUGGUGCAUUUGCCAGUGUUUACAAGGCAAAGAACUUGGCAACUGGUCAUCUUGUUGCAAUCAAGCAAAUACGACUUGAACAAAAUCAAGAUGUUGGUGUGUUGAUGGGAGAAAUUGAUCUUUUAAAGAUAUUGAAACAUUCCAACAUUGUCAAGUACCACGGCUUUGUUAAAACUUCCACUUCUUUAAAUGUUAUACUAGAAUAUUGUGGAGGAGGCUCAUUGCGUCAGCUAUACAAAAAACGCAAAAGUGGGCUUCCUGAGGUGGAGAUUGUUAAAUACGUGAGAGAAGUAUUAGCUGGUCUAAAUUACUUGCAUGAGCAGGGUGUGGUGCAUCGAGAUGUUAAAGCUGCUAAUGUGUUACUAACCGAUAAGGGAGAAGUAAAAUUGGCUGACUUUGGUGUGGCUUCGAAGGUGAGCUCACAGCACUUUACGGUAGUGGGGACUCCAAAUUGGAUGGCUCCGGAAACUGUCCUUGGUGGGGAGGGGCUUUGUACUGCUUCCGAUAUAUGGUCUCUUGGUGCUACUAUCAUUGAAUUAUUCACAACUAAUCCUCCGUACCAUGAGUUGAACGCAAUGGCUACUCUUCAUGCUAUAGGCACUGAUGACCAUCCACCCAUGCCUAAAACUCUAUCAACGUUGGCGCUGGAUUUUUUAAUGGAGUGCUUUCAAAAACAGCCGAAUUUGAGAGUAAGUGCAAGCUUGUUGCUUAAACACAAAUGGUUGAAUCAAGGUACUUCCGGUGAUUUGAUUGGUAAGAACGAUAGCAAGAGGAGUUCAAGUUAUGUUCUACCACCGCUUGAUGAACCGCUUGGGGAGCCGGUUUCAAAUGAGGAACCAAAAUACUAUGUUGAUGAUGAUGGUUCCGAAAUGCAAUCCAAAUUUUUCCGAAGUCUGUUGAUUCUGAAAACCAAGCUUUCAAAGAACGACUUGUUGAAUAAGUUUCAGGAAAAUGAUGACCCUGAAGUAUUAUCCUCAGUAUUUAUAAAAACUGGCCCGUUUGCUAUCUUCAAUAGAGAUUCAGAAGACACCGAAGAAAAUGACCCGUUUUUGGACAUUGAAGUUGACAACUUUGAUACUAAUGAAAUAGAAAUUCAAACCAAGAUGGAAUACUUGGUAACCAAAUUAUCUCAGAAGUUGGAACAAUUACACGCUGGUAAUGCUGAUGCUGCCGAAAAACUAAUCAAAGUGACAGGAAGAAUGUGCCAUUUGAUUAAAAAGUACCCAUUUCUGCAUGAUACAUUCAUUCGGGAUCAUGGAGUACUCUCACUAAUGGAACUAUUGGAGUCUCAUCAAGAUAUACCGAAGCAAAACCAAUUAUGGUACUAUACUUUAUCAGUAUUGAAUUACGUGUUUGAAGCGAACAUAGGGCAGUUGGAAAAUUUCUGCUUCUUGGGAGGUAUACCCACAAUUGCCCACUUUAGAAACUCCACAUACGACAAGAGAGUGAGACUUGAGGUGGCUAGGUUUAUCAACUGUUUAAAUCGGUCAAAUAAUGCAUUGUCGAUGUUUGUUUCGUGUGGUGGUCUCAGAUUGGUGGCCAAGUUUGUUGAAGAAGACUUUGACACAACACCUACAUUUCCCAUGGUUGCAAUCGACACUAUCCAUAAUGUUUUAACUAGAGACGUGAGCCGAUCCAAGUCUAAUAUAUGUCGAAUUUUGUCCAAACACGGCGUUUUAUUUUGGUUUGUCGUGUUGCUAAACAUGCUCUUGAAGAGAUGUAGUCAAGCAGACCACAGUUUGGUGCAUGAAAUGCAGUUAGCCGCCGGUAAAGUUGUUGACAUUCUUAGGUUCUUUAGUCAAGCCGAAACUAAAGUCAGGGCUGCUGUUGCCAAUGUCGAUAUUUUUAAACUUUUGGUCAAGUUGUACGACAAAUUGGAAUUCGCUCAACAGAUUGUCGUUUUAAAGUUUUUCAGAUCAAUGUCCUGCAUUGGAGAUGUUUUAAAAUAUCUUUACAAAGCUGAUAUAUUGGAAUUUUUGGCAGGACUAUUGGAAAAGUAUGUACCCUCGAGGUCCAACUACAAAGAAGUGAUUAACAAUAUCGCUCCUCUUGUCUACAACUGUCUUUCCUUGAAUUAUGCCAAAGUGAUAGAGUUUAUUAAUUUGGGAGCUCUUCCUCAUUUAAAGGUGCUAUCGAUGGUUAAAUUGCCAUUUCGACAAUUCAUCUUGCCGAUUAUGUGUGAGUUGGUUUAUUGUGGGAAAUCAAUCAGAUCAAAUUUGAGGACAUUGGAUAUCCCCAGUUUGUACUUCAACUUGUUGCUUGAUCCGUACUGGCAAUCAAAUGCAUUGGAGUCUAUUUAUGCUUGGUAUCAAAUGAGCCCCAAACAUAUCAAAGUAGAUGGUCCACGAGCUAAUAGCUGUUUAGCAGCGGGAUUCCUUUUACCCAAAGUUGCUAGUUUGGAGUCAGUCCUCGAUGACUACUUGAAAUUGUUAGCUAUGGAUGUCACUUUGGUUAAGACCAUGCUGGAGGUGAAUAUAGUCGAAAACAUAUUGACCAAAUUGAAAAGUCAUAGCCAAAACCCUGUGAUCCAAGUGCUGCUUUUGAAAAUUUUGAAAAUAGUCAUGAUUAACGUGGUCAUUUCUGGUUUCAAUUGUCAUAUUCAAGAGAAUGAGGAGAAGGUGAUGAAGCUGGUUAUUGAUUCUUUGCAAAACUUGCCCUUACGUCAAACCUCACUAUUGGUUGGAGAGAUUUCGACUGAGAUAAUGAAUUUAGUGUUUGCUCGAUGA
Molecule: messenger RNA, 3348 nt
Organism: Lodderomyces margitis
Lineage: Eukaryota; Fungi; Ascomycota; Pichiomycetes; Serinales; Debaryomycetaceae
Gene: CDC15
Product: serine/threonine protein kinase
Exons: 1
Coding region: 1-3348 (1115 amino acids)
Biological process (GO): protein phosphorylation
Molecular function (GO): protein kinase activity; ATP binding
Source: RefSeq, a predicted model, not a curated record